This is a messenger RNA of Stegostoma tigrinum, 3691 nucleotides long. RefSeq names its product transcription elongation regulator 1b (CA150) (gene tcerg1b). The transcript is spliced from 21 exons. Gene Ontology annotation, molecular function: RNA polymerase binding; transcription coregulator activity. Lineage: Eukaryota; Metazoa; Chordata; Chondrichthyes; Orectolobiformes; Stegostomatidae. Gene Ontology annotation, cellular component: nucleus. The record is from RefSeq and is a predicted model, not a curated record. The coding region runs from base 50 to 3223 and encodes 1057 amino acids.
CGGUUCCGAUUCCCUCCCCCCCCCUCUGAUCUAUCGCUUCCUCCCUAUCAUGGCCGACGUGGGUUUGUUGAUGCAGGAUGGCCUGUUACACCCGGGUCAGGCGCAGGCGGACGGAGCCGGCGAGCAGCCGAAACCCAACACGGAUAACUCUAACCAGGCCCGGAUGGCACACCAACAAGCGCUACGAUUCCGUGGUCCAGCUCCUCCAACAAAUGCAAUGCUGCGGGGUCCACCACCACUUCAUGUACGUCCACCUCCUCCUCCAUUUGCGAUGAUGAGAGGACCUCCACCACGUCCUCCUUUUGGGCGACCACCAUUUGAUCCUAGUAUGCCACCAAUUCCACCGCCACCAGGAGGAAUUCCACCACCUAUGGCUCCACCACAUUUACAGAGACCACCUUUCAUGCCGCCUCCUAUGACCAAUAUGCCGCCACCACCUGGAAUGAUAUUUCCACCAGGGAUGCCUCCAGUUUCUGCUCCAACAGCACCUGGGUUACCGAACAAUGAAGAGAUUUGGGUAGAGAACAAAACUCCAGAAGGAAAAGUAUAUUAUUACAAUGCUCGGACCCGAGAGUCUGCUUGGUCAAAGCCAGAGGGUGUAAAGAUAAUCCAGCAAUCUGAACUGACACCGGUCAUGGCCUCACAAGUGAUCACUACGACAUCAACACCUAUUGGCAGCACAACCGCCCCAUCAGUCUCAACACCAGCUUCAUCUAUUCAGACAACCACACCAGCCUCUUCUAGUACACCUGCGUCAGUUGUUACGGUUUCAACAGCAGGUGCAGAUCAUAUGCGAUUAAGUGCUCCAACUUACUCAGCAUUAAAAGUGUUUGGAAAAAGUAUGAGGAGUGUGUCAAGUGACGGUGCCAGCUUUACUUUUCCACUGGUAUCUGCAGCUCCCGAUCAGCCUCCACCUGCUGUAUCAGUUGCUAACCCAACACCCGUCUCUGUAGCCGUAACUACCAGUGCGACGCAGCAGCCAGUACCGCAAUCUGUGCCACAGGCCAUGCCCCCACCUGUACCACAGCCCGUGCCACAGCCAGCUACAGCAAUCCCAGCCUUUCCACCAGUGAUGGUGCCACCAUUCCGUGUGCCAUUGCCAGGCAUGCCAAUUCCAUUGCCAGGUGUAGCAAUGAUGCAAAUAGUCAGCUGCCCGUAUGUAAAGACAGUCACUACCGCCAAGAAUGGUAUGCUACCUGGAAUGGCCCCACCGAUGGUGCCCAUGUUGCCUCCACAGGUUACAAUUGCUUCUUCAGUCACCCUCCCUGGAGGUAUCCCAGGCUCUGAGUGGACAGAAUAUAAAACUGGCGAUGGGAAAACUUACUACUAUAACAAUCGGACUUUGGAAUCCACAUGGGAGAAGCCACAGGAGCUGAAAGAGAAAGCAGAUAAAGAAGUUGAGAAGCCAAAAGAAUCCAUCAAAGAGCCAGCAGAACCCGAGCCAAUGGAGAUGGAAGAGGAAGAGCCUAAAGAGGAACCUCCAAAAGAGAAGAAGGAGGAGCCAAAAGAGGAGGUGUUGACUGAAGAGGAGAAGGCUGCACAAAAAGCCAAACCUGUGGCCACCACUCCUGUCCCUGGCACACCGUGGUGUGUUGUAUGGACUGGUGAUGAGCGGGUGUUUUAUUAUAAUCCAACAACCCGCUUGUCAAUGUGGGAUCGGCCAGAUGAGUUGGUUGGAAGAGCGGAUGUGGACAAAAUUAUCCAGGAGCCGCCUCAUAAAAAGUCUGAGAAUGAGAAAAGACCCGUUAAAGAAGAGACUGAACCCCCAGAAGAUGAAUAUGAUGAUGAACCAAUUAAAGCAAAGAAGCGAAAGAAGGAUGAUCUCAAAGAUCCAGAAUCUGAGAAAGAGGCAGCUAUGGAAGCUGAGAUCAAAGCAGCCCGGGAGAGAGCCAUUGUCCCGCUGGAUUCUCGCAUGAAACAGUUCCGAGAUAUGCUACUUGAGAGAGGGGUCUCAGCAUUCUCUACAUGGGAGAAGGAGCUCCACAAGAUUGUUUUUGAUCCGAGAUACCUCCUCCUGAAUCCGAAGGAAAGAAAGCAGGUUUUUGACCAGUAUGUUAAAACUAGAGCUGAAGAAGAGCGUAAAGAGAAGAAAAACAAACUGCAACAAUCAAAAGAAGACUUCAAAAAGUUACUAGAAGAUGCAAAGUUAACUCCCAGAUCCACUUUCAGUGACUUUGCUGCCAAAUAUGGCAAAGACUCCAGAUUCAAAGCAAUUGAAAAGAUGAAAGAUCGGGAAAGCAUGUUUAUCGAGUUUAUUACCAGUGUGAGGAAACGAGAGAAGGAAGAUUCGAAGAGUCGGACAGAGAAGCUAAAAGGCAACUUCUUCGAUAUGCUGUCUGAGCAUCACCUGGACAGUCAGUUACGUUGGAGCAAAGUGAAGGAGAAAUUUGAAAGUGACUCGCGUUACAAAGCUGUGGAUAGCUCUGGGCUAAGGGAGGAUUUCUUUAAGCAGUAUAUGGAGAAGCUAGCUAAGCACAUUGACUCUGAUAAGGAGAAGGAACUGGAGCGCCAGGCACGAAUAGAAGCAAGUUUACGAGAGAGGGAGAGAGAGGUUCAGAAAGCUCGUUCAGAGCAGACCAAGGAAAUUGAUCGGGAACGAGAACAGCACAAGAGAGAGGAAGCUAUCCAGAAUUUCAAAGCUUUACUGUCUGAUAUGGUCCGUUCUUCCGAUGUGACAUGGUCAGAUACUCGGAGGACCCUUCGCAAAGACCACCGCUGGGAGUCUGCUUCAUUACUGGAACGAGAAGAGAAGGAAAAGUUAUUUAGUGAGCACAUAGAGGCGCUUACAAAGAAGAAGAGGGAGCAUUUUAGACAGCUUCUGGAUGAAACCUCAGCGAUUACUCUUACCUCUACAUGGAAGGAAGUGAAAAAGGUCAUCAAAGAGGAUCCUCGCUGCAUCAAGUUCUCGUCUAGUGAUAGGAAAAAGCAGAGAGAGUUUGAAGAAUACAUUCGAGAUAAAUACAUCACAGCCAAAGCUGACUUUAGGACACUGUUGAAGGAGACCAAAUUUAUUACUUACAGGUCAAAAAAACUACUGCACGAGUCAGAUCAACAUCUAAAAGACAUUGAAAGGAUCCUUCAGAAUGACAAACGGUACUUGGUGUUGGAGUGUGUGCCUGAGGAAAGACGCAAGCUCAUUAUGGCCUACAUUGAUGAUCUUGAUCGGCGAGGCCCUCCCCCACCUCCCACAGCAUCAGAACCAACGAGACGCUCUGCCAAAUAACACCACAAGGUUCUUCUGAGAAUGAGCAGGCUGCCCAUCAACUGAGACUUGUGCAUGAGCCAUCUGCCAGACAUCAACGUGUGUGCAGUAUUAAUGUGUCUGCUUUGUCCAGUUUUGUAUAUAGUAUGGACACAUUUGUACCAGCUUGUCGUCAUGUUGAAGUGGAAGCUUUGACUCAUCAUUCGGUUGUGUAAAAUAAAAGUUUUAAAAGAAAACAGCUGACGUAGUAUGUGUAGCAUGGUCAUUGUCCAAACAAAUGGCUGUGCCACAGCAAAACUGUAAAAACUAGCAUUUAGUUACCAGUAAUUUUCCAAGUCAGUCACUGAACUCAAAAGGGGUUUUGUUUGUAACGUUUAAGCUUUUACUUGCGUUUAAAUGUAAGUUUCCAAAGUGACUUUAUUAACUAAGGUGUUGGAAAUGUUGCCUAGUUGAAAUGUUUACUGCAAUAAACCAUCUUUUUUUCUAAAA